Aplysia californica (California sea hare) is the source of this 3012-nucleotide messenger RNA. Its product is annotated as phosphomannomutase. Gene Ontology annotation, cellular component: cytosol. Lineage: Eukaryota; Metazoa; Mollusca; Gastropoda; Aplysiida; Aplysiidae. Gene Ontology annotation, molecular function: phosphomannomutase activity. The record is from RefSeq and is a predicted model, not a curated record. Gene Ontology annotation, biological process: GDP-mannose biosynthetic process; mannose metabolic process; protein N-linked glycosylation.
AAUUAUGUCAUAUGGAUAUGACCAUGAUCAGAGAGUAUUUAAUUCUCUGCCAUGAUCCAUAAAAAAAAUCUGGGGAGUAUGAAACGGGUUUUGUUUUGACCCUCAUUUGGCUAAAAAGUUUACGUUUACAUCCCCCUGUAGCAUCACUAAAAGCCAGUGUGACGACAUUACAUUUCAGUUGACAAUACAAACUACAACAUGGCAGCACCGCAACGUGACACGUCGACUCUGUAUCUUUUUGACGUUGAUGGAACACUUACACCGUCUCGAAAUUAAAAAACGAGUUUGAUUAUGUCUUCGCUGAGAACGGACUAGUUGCAUUUAAAGGCGAGGUCCAAAUCGGCCAACAGAAUCUUAAAGCAUUUGUUGGAGAUGAACUUCUUCAGAAGUUGAUUAAUUUUGCUCUUGGAUACAUGUCAAAGUUGGUUCUACCAUGCAAAAGGGUGGCAAUGAUCAUGAGCUUUUUGAGGACCCAAAGACCAUCGGCCAUACCGUGAAGAACCCAACAGACACUGUUUCGCAGGUCAAGGAGCUGUUAUUCAAAGUCUGAUUGAAAUUCAUGCAUUUGCUGUUCAGCAUCAUUUCUAGUUUUAUUGGUUUAAAAUUGAGAUACUUUGAAUUCAAGGAAACUUUGUGGUCAUUGAAAUACAGUAUGACAUGUAAUUCUCAAAAUGGUGAAUGUUAAAGGAGAUUGUUCUAUUGUCCUUACCUCCUAACAUUUGGUAUUUUACUACUGACAAACUCAAUAAUUUCUCAUAAUAAAGACUUUGAUUCAAUUAGCUGUUUACGCAACAGCAAAAAUUGAAAUCUGAAGGGAUUUAUGCAGGUUGUAUUGGAGGGAUCAUAUUCAUGCAGGAUGCAUACUUCACAGAGCACUUUAUGCUUUGCUGGUUUAUUUAUGGUUUUGUAUUCCUAAAUGUUGCUUAAACUACAGUGAAGUCCGCUUAAAUCCAAAUCUGUGGGAUUGCCAGUUCAGGUGGAUGUCGUUUCACUUUUCUAUCACAAUCACACCCCAAUAAAUUGGUCAAAAUUGCAGGUUUAGAGAGGCUGCUCAGAUAGAAGGAAAAAUAAAUCAGGGGUUUAUAUUUUUCUUUCUUCACAGCUGCUUUCGGUUUACUCAUGUACAGAUUUUAUCGGACUCCACUGUACUUGUUAUUAAUCUUCUGUGUGCUUGUUUUGUGUCUUUUUUGUGCUUGUAUUUAUUCUGUUGGGGACCAUCACCAUUUAUUGUUGGGUUUUUUUUGGUUGAGUCUUAGUAGAGUAUGUUCAAAAUUUCAAAGAUCUGGUAUAUUUAGGUAUGGUAAUGUGAAAGAGAAUAAUAGGUCAUGUCAACAAGAUGCAAGGCUGUAUUAGGUAUUUUUCCAGCUCUUUCCAUCAAUAACAGUGAUGGAGAUAGAUGACGGAUGUUGUUCUGUUUUUCCUUUAUAUGCAUUUAUUUAAAAUCUCAUUUGCUGUAGCCAUCAUUGCCCAUUAGAUUGUUACUGGGUAUAUUUAUAUUUUGUAAGGUUUGCAUCAUUUUAAUAACUGAAGCGUGUCAAUGUAAACGUAAGUGAGAAGUUGUGUGUUCUAGUGCUACCCGAUUUGAAGUGCCAUAGGUAAUGUGAGCAGUGUGAUUCACAAACGAAUGUGUUUUCCCAUUCCCCUUUUGGUUUUCGAGUUUUUGCAUUACAGUCAAACUUCGUUGUACCGCCCCAUGAUAUAACCUAUACUGCCAGCCCCGCUUACCGCCAAGUUUUCCCAAUGUACGAAAAGGAAAGUCUAUAUACACAGUACUUGGGCCUGUACACCGCCGUCUGCCAAGUGUCAGAGUUGUACGGUCCUUAUUAAACUAAUGUAAAUUUGCCCCACUGUAUCACCAAUGCAUUGGCCGCCAAGGAUACACACUACACAGAGCAUGGCACCCGCACAGUGGCUACUUGAUAAUCUCUUUCUCACACUCAUCUUUGCAAGCUCUGCCUAUUUUGCCUUGAUUUGUACUGAUUGUGAAAUGCUAUUAGUUUAAGGCUGUGGCCAAUACUUUUUUAAAAAUUGGAAAGAAAGUUUUAAAUGGCGUGGAGAAACUUCAAAGGAGCUGCACCAACUCCAGGUAUCAGCCCAAUGACCAAAAGGCUGGCAGGCACCUGUGAGGCUUUUAUAUUGUGAGGAUGCACGCUCAUAUCUACUUGGUAGAUCUAUGGCGGGCUAAGGACUGAUGAAUAUCAGGUAAAAAUAAAAACAAAAAAACUUGGCUACAGAGUUCUUGACACAUACAGCCUAGCUUCUGAUCCUAUCUUCCUUCAAUUGGAAUGUACUUAAACUUAAAAUUAUCCAGAACUGUAUGUGUAAUAAGUUGCUACUUAUUUUUUCUCUGUGCGUGGCAAUCUUGCAAGACAGAUUUAGAUGAGGCAAGACUGGUCACAGUUUGUCUUUAGUCUCUACCACCCUACCACUAAUCAAGAUGGCAAUGGAUGGUAUCCCGUUAUACCGCCAGCCCCGCUGUACCACCAACUUUAUGCUCGUCUCAAGGUAGACGGUAUAACGAGGUUUGACUGUUUAUUAGAAUAAUUAGAUAGUUUUCUGCAGUGACUAUUUUCCUCCAAUGAUGAACAUGGCUUGUAAAAUUAUGACCAUCAGUCUCUACUUGCUUUGUCAGCUGUCACCUGUUCUAGCUCUAUACAUAGUUAUUGUUUGUUAUUUGUUUUCUUUCAUUUUGAAUACAUUAUUUUCAGGGUCAUUUCAAUCUUUUCCUAACCAGCUGUCUGUGGUGCCUUUUUAAGGAAUGGGUCCUUCCACUGCUUGUGGAUAAAUUAUUUUAGGGGGGGGGGGGGGGUAAGAAAUAUUCUCUACUUGCUGUUGGGAAGCUCCUUUCAUGAAGCAAUGAGAUAAGAAUGUUUUUCAAAUGGACUGUUUUUGUCUCCUAAUUAUAUGCACAUGCCACCAGUUCUGCCUACUAUGGGGCAUUUGUGAUCAGUAUUCGAUGUUAUCGUUUAUAUUAAAAUGCAAAUAAACUAUACUUACAUUCUUUUUUUUAAA